AGCUAGUAGAGCACUGUACCGGUUUUCGCAGAGGUCACAGGUUCGAACCCCGUUUAGGCCUGAAGUUAUUUAAGGCUUUAAUUUCACAACUGCUUAAGUUGUGUGCAUGGCUGCGAUGACCAAUCCUGUCUUCAGAAAUAAAAGACUUAACAAAUAUUUCCUUUCUAAGCUGAACAAAUUCAAAGAUUCCAAUUAUAUUUUCACGGUCCUUUGGCAAACCAGGCAAACAUAAACAUUCACAAAUCACAAGUGGCUUAUAAAGGAGACUGUUCUUGUGUGGUUAGUUUCAUCAGUGAGACCUAGAAAAAUGUGUCGGUGCAAAACUGAUGACUCUGGACCUUCCCGUUAUCUCCCUCAGAAUCCUUACUGGAUUCCUUCAGUUGGCGCAUACUCCUCCCGGCCAAAUCUUUUUAUCAGCGCAGAAUUCUUGAAAGCCCGCUAAUUCAGCAUUGGAAGCCUAGUUUGAAUAGACAUAUUAACUCCUAUGUUGCGAAACGUUUCCCAUCGGGAAUUACCCAGCAUAUUAAAGUCAUAAAAGGUAAAGGGUCUGCAAAACCAGGAGUUGUCAAAAUGAAGUACAUUUCGUGGUGUGUAACAACAUGCACUUACUCCCUAAAGCGACACAGCUGACCAAUACGACCUACAAUUCUUCGAAGUGUCAAGUCGAUGGAGUUCGGUCAGCCGGUAAACAGAAUACAUACAUGCUUAAAAUUAUUGUUUGGUGAUCGUGAUGGAUUCAGAAGAGGAGAUCGUUAACGGACGAUUUGAACUUCUGCCAACGAAAAGAUUGUUCUUCGUGAGCUUGUCAAGGAAAUCUUUGACCUACACCAAGGGCGCAGAGAGAUGCUGCUCGUGUGUUGGAAAGCACCGUUCCGCGACAUCAAUUUCGACGAAUUUGAAGGAUAUUUAUGGUGCCAAGGCUUACCGCGGACCGGAAGGUGAUCCUGCCGCUUAUUUUCAAGUGUAUUCAUGUCCCCUUUCUGAAAAGAAACGAGUAAGGCAGAAAACCUGCUUUAAAGUUGCCUCUUCUGAUGGCGAAGAAGCGAAUAUAGCCGUAGCCGAGAAAUGGGUUCGAACUAUUUUAUGGUUGGUCAAGGAACCGGAAAAGAAUGUCAUUAGCAUUGAAGAAGAGGGGACUUUGCCAUCUUCACGCAAACUCCUGAUACUAAUCAACCCAUUCAGUGGAUCUGGGAGGAGUGUCAAAACCUUUUAUGACAAAGUAGAGCCAAUGCUGAAUGAAGCUGACAUUGAUUUUGAUGCAGUGACCACAGAAUAUGCUGGUCAUGCAGUAGAGAUGAUGUUGUCAAUGAACCUUCUUCAAGUUGAUGGGAUUGUGAUUUGCUCUGGAGAUGGUCUGGUCUAUGAGGUUAUUAAUGGCUUGAUGAAGCGUCCUGACUGGGAGACUGCAAUAAAGAUUCCCCUGGGUGUCAUUCCAACAGGUUCUGGGAAUGCACUUUGUCUUUCUGCUCUCCAUGCUACUGGGGAGCCAUUUAAUUUGAUAAGUGCGAUUUUUGGAGUUAUACGUGGAAAUCUACUUGAUUUAGACAUCUGCUCUGUGGUAACACCGACAGAAAAGCUGUACGCAUUUCUGUCAGUAACAUGGGGAAUGGUCUCUGAUGUGGACAUUGAGUCAGAGAAAUACAGAUAUCUUGGAGAGACAAGAUUUCUUAUUGGCACAAUAGCAAAAAUUAUUGGCCUGCGGAAAUAUCGAGGGCGGAUCUCAUAUUUGCCAGUCGAUCAUUUUUUACAUGGUGGAGAGAAUAACUUCGCUUUUAAUUCCAGCCCUGGUGAAGUGGCCCACAGUGGUACAUUGGAUGACAAUGUGAGCUCCACUUCACAACAUAGGGAAUUAUGUCAAGGCAAUAAGGCAAUUGGUAAUGGUACGUGCCAUAAAGACAGUAAUGCAAGUCCUUUAAGCCAAGGGCCAGUAGAUCAUCUGCUUCCUCCCCUAUGCUCAGAGCUUCCACCCAGUUGGAAGGUGGAGGAAGGCGAGUUCAUUCUAGGCUGUCCAGUGUUCCUUAGUCACCUCGGAACUGACUUCAUGGCAAACCCUGAAGGAAAGUUUGGAGAUGGCUUGAUGGGUAUCUUUUAUGUUAGAUCAGGGACAGGCAGAAUGGCACUUUUGGAUCUGUUUGGAAAAAUGAAGGAUGGAUCUCAUGUUCUUAGCCAUCAUGUUGAGUACAUCAGGGCAUUUGCUUUCCGUUUAGAGCCUGACACAAGCCAGCGUGGAACUAUAGCAGUUGAUGGUGAAAAAAUUGAUUAUGUGCCAAUUCAAGGACAAAUGCAUAAGUCGCUUGGAAAAUUGAUGUGUGUGACAGCACCUAAGAAUAUUACACAGUGAAUGAAUAGAUCAUCACUUCUCAUUUAUUUAUGAAUAUUUUACAGUACAGACUGUAACUAAAUUAUUCUAUGAACAAUUUUAAGAAUUUAUAUCUGGAAUGAACGGAUACAUGUAUCUCAUAUUUAACCCUUUCUGAUCAGCCUAUCAGUGUAUUUACAGAAUGAAAUUGUAUCAAUAACUUUUCUUGUUUUCCAAAUUUUGAUUUAAUAAAUCAGCAGACUGUAAAGAGAUGGCAAUUUUUUUGGGGAGUCCUCUAAGUGAUGACCAUCAAGGAUGAAAUGAAUGGAAUUUAGUCUAUGUACCAGGGUAAAAGUUCAUAUAAGUCUGACCAAAUACUGAGUAUUACCUUAUUCCUUAGCUAGAUAAAAGAUAAGUCAAGGCUGUGGUCUAAGGGAAAUUAUGAGGAACCCAGAGGUUCCUAACCAUGAAAUCCUGGGUGCCGGCACAAAAGCUUACAUGAAAGAAGUAAGUUUUUCCAGUUGCCCAAAGGCAAAAGUUAAUCGCCUGUGGCACCCGGACGCUUCUAGAACACAACCCUAUAAGUUGUUUUUAAAUCAUUUAAUUAUUAUUAAGGGACACUAUCACGAUGAUUUUGGUGCAUUUUCAGUUUAAGCAGGAGGCAGUCAAUUUGUAAUUGUUAUUACAAACCUGAGCAGUAUUGAUAUUUGAUUAAAUUUUGAUUGUUUAUCAAUAGUGUAGUAAAUAUUUACCUAGAUUUAUGACUAUAAGUUGUAAGGUCUUAGUUGAAUAGUGUGGUUUUAAUAUUUUUAUUAUUAUUUGUAUUUUAAAUGUAUAUGAAUAUCUAUAUCAUUCUAUCCAUGGACAAUUAAUGGAGUAUGGUGCUCUAUAAAUAAAUUUACUUUAAAUUAUAAUCCAUCAAAUAUUUUCCCUCACACCCAAUUGGCCUAAACGCGUCUCGUGACUGAAUAUGCACCCGAGUGAUAUUCCCCAAUUUUCAAAAGUGCACAGUUUUCCUCAAGCUACCCUCUCGGAAAAGAUAAUGUCCAUGGACAAAUAUCGUGCCAAAUGGAGACUUGUUUAUUUAUGACCGAGUACCUUCGUUUGUUCAUAAAUUGCUUCUAGAACUCCAAGAUGACUUGUUGAUAGGCAAACUGAAUUAGUUCAUUUUUUCCAAGACAUCAUACUCUUGUCCCGGGGCAUAAACAAAAGAAAGCCAAAUUUCUUGCCACAAAAGUGGAAGGGAAGAUUAGGUUUUUAACUUCUACUCUUACAAUUGAAAAGAUCAUCAAUGAUCCCAAUACUUGUUAUUCCUUGUCGUAGUAAAUCACUUUUUCAAUUACUACAGUACUCCGCCAGAAAUGUGAAAUUACAUUUACAGACUUAACAGAGAAAUUUUUUUUAUAUUCUCGUUGACGUCCAUAGUAGUAACUAUCAUUUUUCGUCGCAAUGCGUCUUACAUAAUACAACAUUCUAGCCAUAAAUCAUGUAUCAAGUCAUAUGCAUCUUAACUGCAUUAAAGAUGUCCCAGUAAUGGAGUGCUUUUAUUUAUUUAUUU
Molecule: messenger RNA, 3857 nt
Organism: Orbicella faveolata
Lineage: Eukaryota; Metazoa; Cnidaria; Anthozoa; Scleractinia; Merulinidae
Product: sphingosine kinase 1-like
Biological process (GO): phosphorylation; sphingosine biosynthetic process
Cellular component (GO): membrane; intracellular membrane-bounded organelle; cytoplasm
Source: RefSeq, a predicted model, not a curated record